CCAAGUUGCACUGCGAACACCGGAAAGUAGCCCCACCGAUUCUGGAGUCGACCACGGUGAAACUAUCAGUUUGAGACAACUAUAUUCCCCUCGUCACCGUUGAAGAUGUGCUUGGGAACUGGCCAUGGAUGCGGACUGGGACGAGGUCACCCGCAUCGCCUUCCCGGCGCCCGGAACCAAUGACUAUCCCAGACCGGCGACCACCCUCGCCUUCGACACCAUCGCCGAGCUGCUAUGGGCAGGAAACGACCGGGGCCGCGUGGCCUCGUUCUACGGCCGCGACCUCCAACGAUACACUGCCUUCAAGAUUCAGCCGCCUUCCGAAGGUCCCGUCCGCCAGUUCCUCUUCCAUGACAAGGGCGUCAUAGCCCUCGGCACUCGGAGCGUUCACAUGGCGAUGCGGAGGGGCCCGGCUCUGUGGAAUAUCCGUCACGAAGACAUGAAGGAUCUGCAAUGCAUGACUUUUACCUCCAAGGGCGCCUCCGAAAUCAUCGUCGCCGGCUGGCAGGACACUAUGUUCGUCAUUGACGUCGUCAAGGGAGAGAUUGUCAAGACCGUCCCCACCGAACAUCACUACACCAUCAUGAAGAAGAGCAAGUAUAUAUGCGCCGCCACACGAUCCGGCUGCGUUGACCUGCUCGACCCCGUCACCUUCAAGCUGGUUAGGAGCUGGCAAGCCCACGCCUCGUACAUCAACGACAUGGAUGCCCAGAACGACUUCAUCGUUACCUGCGGAGGCUCCCUUAAGCAGCAGGCAGCCCAGACCUACAUGCUGGAUCCAUACGUCAAUGUCUUCGAUCUCAAGAACAUGACCUCUAUGAAGCCCAUGCCGUUCCCCCCUCUCGCGGCGCACGUGCGACUGCAUCCCAGGAUGCUCACCACCAGCAUCGUGACUUCGCAACAUGGGCAGAUGCAUGUGGUCGACAUCAUGAACCCCAAUACGAGCAAUGUGCGGUACGCGAACGUCAUGUCCUUCAUCAACCUGUUCGAAAUUGCGCCCUCGGGCGAAGCUCUAGCCAUGGCCGACUCCGAGUGCAACGUCCACCUCUGGGGAUCACCAUCGAAGAUUCACUUCACCAACAUGGCGCUUCCGAUAGAGCUGCCGAAGGCAGAAGAGCCCGCGCCGAUGCUGGAUUGGUCGCCUGACACACCUCUGAGCUCGAUCGGCCUUCCCUAUUACCGCGAACCGUUAUUCUCGGCUUGGCCUGCAGAUAUUAUCUCCGACGUGGGCGCCCCACCGGUGCAGCUCGACCCAGGCUUUCUCGCCACCCUCAAACAGACUGACUGGGGCUUCUACGGCCGGAACACACGGGGCUUGCGGCGCAACCAGGUCGAGGAUACGCGGGCGAGCACCAAGACCUCCGCUGCCAUACAAGCGCCGAAGUUCUUGAGCGAGAAGGCGCGCGAGUCGGCCAUGUCUUCCGGUGCGGACUCCGCGUCCGACUCUCUGGCAGGCCAGGGCCCGUCUGAUCCUUCUUCAUCGCCGACCGAGCUCGAGAGCUUGAAGCCUGAGGCGCCGCCCAUGUACCGGAACCUAGAGAUCAAGUACAGCAAGUUCGGGGUUGACGACUUUGACUUUGGGUAUUACAAUAAGACUCAGUAUGCCGGCUUAGAGAAUCACAUCCCCAACUCAUACGCCAAUUCCCUUCUGCAGCUUAUGCAUUAUACCCCCCUUUUGCGGAAUAUGGCGCUGCAGCAUGCCGCAACCGCGUGCGUAGGCGACCUGUGUUUGCUGUGCGAGCUGGGUUUCGUUUUCGACAUGUUACAAAAGGCCGAGGGCUCUACAUGCCAGGCAACAAAUCUGUUCAAAGCGCUGAGCGCCACGCCACAAGCUGCGCCUCUGGGCUUGCUGGAAGAGGAAAGCCAUGUGCCAUCUCUUUCGACAAUGACCCAAGGACUGGGUAGGUUUCUGUUUGACCGGAUCACCCACGAAUACCGGAGCAUCGCCCCAGCCUCAACCGCACUGGAGCAGGCCGUCUUCAACCUCCCACAGCCCCCGAACCCGGACGAGUUGGCGUCACGAAUCCUCGCUACGUCAGCCGUGGUCAUGAUAAAAUGUAUGAAUUGCCGGAGCGAGACAACGCGCCCCGGCACGGCGCACGUCAACGAUUUAAUGUACCCUCUACCGAAGGCCGGCGCGAGAGGCGGCAGAGCGACGAAGACGACCUUCUCACAGGUCCUCAAAAUGGGCGUCGAAAGAGAAACGUCCUCCAAGGGAUGGUGCAGCCGAUGUCAGCGAUACCAAAACCUGCAGAUGCGCAAGACCAUCCACAGCGUCCCGGCCGUUUUAGCUGUCAACGCUGCGGUUUCUACGGCCGAACACCGGAGGCUCUGGGCGACGCCCGGCUGGUUGCCAGAGGAAAUCGGCAUCAUUGUUGAUCAAGGGCAGUUCUUUUGCUUCGAAGGCGAAGACCUGAAGCUCCAUCUCCAGCGGGGGAUUCACAAUAUCACGGUUUACUCGUUGAUCGGAAUGGUCGUCAACAUCGAGAGCAACGCGCCCCAGAAGACGCACCUCGUGGGCAUGAUCAAUGUUGCUCAUGCGGAAACGACGCCUCCCGGCGAGAGCAAGUGGCACCUGUUCAAUGACUUUUCAGUGCGGCCUGUCUCGGCCGCCGAAGCAUUGAGGUUCAACGCGGCAUGGAAGAUGCCAGCCGUCCUUCUGUUCCAAAUGAAAGCCGCAAACAACCAGAGCAACAUGGACUGGAAGGCGAAGCUGGACACGUCGAUUCUGUACAAGGAUCUGAGCCCACACUCGGAGGCGAAGACGUACCGGGUGCUCGACCCAGAGACGGAGCGACCUGGCCCAGACACCAUCGUGGCUCUGGACACCGAGUUCGUGUCGCUCAAGCAACCCGAGAUCCAGAUGAACUCGGACGGCGAGAGGGAAACCAUCCGCCCCAUGUCCCACGCGUUGGCGCGGGUGUCGGUGGUUCGCGGCCAGGGCGAGCACGAAGGAGAGGCGUUCAUCGACGACUACAUCGCCAUCCGGGAGCCGGUGGUGGACUACCUGACGCUGUACUCGGGCAUCACGGCCAGCGACCUGGACCCGCGGACCACCAAGCACAACCUGGUCUCGCUCAAGACGGCCUACAAGAAGCUGUGGGUGCUGCUUAACCUCGGCUGCCGGUUCCUCGGCCACGGCCUGCGGCAGGACUUCCGCGUCAUCAACAUCCAGGUGCCGCGCGCGCAGGUCAUCGACACGAUCGAGGUCUUCUACCUCAAGUCACGCCUGCGCAAGCUUUCGCUCGCCUUCCUCGCCUGGUACCUGCUCAAGGAGGACAUCCAGCUCGAGACGCACGACUCGAUCGAGGACGCCCGCACGGCCCUCAAGCUGUACCGCAAGUUCCUCGAGUUUGAAGACGCCGGCGUCCUCGAGCCCAUGCUCGAGGACAUCUACAAGGCCGGCCGGGCCACCAACUUUAAGCCGCCCCGCCGGGAGGACCAGGUCAUCCAGCGGACGGACACGCCGCCCGUGACGGCGGCGUCGGACGGCGGUGCUGCCGGGGCCAGCGGCGACCCGUCCACGCCGGCGCGUAAGACGGCUGGCCUGGCCCUGGGCGCGUCGUCGUCAAGCACGCCGUUUGGCACCAUUCCUGUGUUUACGCCGAGCAAGGGAUCGCCGUUGCCGAAGUGAGAGGGCUUUUUUGAGGGGUUGUUGUGGG
Molecule: messenger RNA, 3662 nt
Organism: Thermothielavioides terrestris NRRL 8126
Lineage: Eukaryota; Fungi; Ascomycota; Sordariomycetes; Sordariales; Chaetomiaceae
Exons: 9
Coding region: 125-3634 (1169 amino acids)
Biological process (GO): mRNA processing; nuclear-transcribed mRNA poly(A) tail shortening
Cellular component (GO): P-body; PAN complex
Molecular function (GO): poly(A)-specific ribonuclease activity; nucleic acid binding; protein binding
Source: RefSeq, a predicted model, not a curated record